CCUCAAAGGCCAGGGUGCAGUGAAAAAGUGAACGUAAUAGAAAAUGGAAAGUAGUGAUUUUUGUCUUUUCUUAAUAGCUGUUUGUUUUCCUUUUAUAAUAUUUUUGUGUUACGCUUAUGGGUAUUGUUCUCAUAAAUUAUACAAAGCGGGAACUGUUGUAUUUGACUAUCAGAAGGACGUCCCUACUUUCUUGUUCUUGGUGUGCAGGUUUGUUUUGCAAGCUCUACGGAAGACACGGGGGCAACUUUAUGACAAUGAUUUGCUUGCAAGAAAUAUAAACCAACUUACUUUCACUUUCUACAACUGCAGGCUGGAGCCCAACAACCUGAGAUGGUACUGUAGUGCUUUUGGGUAUGGGUGGGACUAUCCUGACUCCAGUUUCAGAGACAUCCCAUUGUGUUACCCAGAAGUGCUCUUCUUCCGCUUGUUGGCAAUGAUUGUGUGCUCUGAAGAGUUCAGGUUAAGCCCCCUCGGGCUCACCAAUGUACGUAAAAUCAUGAGAACAUUGCAGCCAAUAGACGAACUGAAGAAAGGUCCCUUUUCCCUUCAGGCAUCUGUGAGAGAGUACAGAACUGUAGAAGUGGGAAUAGAAGUGGAUAUUGCUCUUGACGUGACGGAUAGAGCCAGCAAGCCCGUGUGGGCAGGGCUUGUGACAUUGCUCUCAAGAGACACAAAGAAACUAAACAAAUGGCAACCGGCCUGUGGAAGUCAUGAGCCAAAGGAAGUGAAAACAAUUGAAUUAAAUGUCCCUUGGUACACAGGACUGAAAUGUGCCUAUGCUUCCUGGAAUUAUAAUCCACAUCAUCUCUUUUCUUCUAUUACUAAACUCCUUGGCUACAAACAUCCUACAGUUCAUAGCUUGUGGAUGAUAUCCAGAUGCUUGGCUGAAAUAGAGAAACAUGAAGGGGUUGUUGCUGUCAGUGCCCCUGUCUCUGUGGAAGUGGAUUUUAAGCAGCCAUUGCUCAUGCCUGGGAAAGCUGUCAUCAAGUUCUGGGAAACUUCUCCAAAGGGCUGUACUUCAUCUCGCAAACUCUACCACUUCAGAAUGGAAGAAAGUGAACUGCAAAUACCUCUUCUAGAAGGAGAUGUUACUGGUGUAGAAAGUAGCUCUUAAAACAGGGAUCACAACACUACUGUAUAUCACAAUUAAAACAACAAGGCGGUCUGGACAAGUUCUUUGGUCUCAGCUUUUGGACGAGUUCUUUGGUCUCAUUGGAAAUAAGAAGCUUGCAUUUUCCAGGGAUAAUUACGGUAUUUUUCCACACAUUCCUUGGUAGCUAGAUGUCUCUCUGCCAGAGACAUGAAUUCAUUCACACUUUGAGGGUUACCUUGUCCUAUUCUGUGUUUUAGGGAGAAGACUUUACAAGUAUGUGUCGAGAAGUAGGAUUUCUACUAUUUUGACAGCAGUAUUAGUCUUGGACUGUAGUCGUUUUCUAUCCAUGUGUAUACUGUCAAACAUCUGGGAGUGAGAUGGAAUCCCAGGUAUACAUUUCCAAGCACAAAAUCGAUUGUGCUUUUUAGUUUCUGUGGAUAAGAAAGAGGCUACUUUUUCUUAUGGUCAAUCUUGUCUCUCAUCCGUACUGUAUGUUCAAAAGCCUGUAAAUAGGUCUCUAAAUCAUCCAUUGACAUCAUUAUGUGUAGAACAUGUAUUUCCCAAUUCAGGGCAUUUGUACAGAUUUGGUUGUGUCCAUGACAUGGAAACAACAGUAGCAUGAAAACCCUUACAGGUUGUACUGUCUUUUAUAGAGAGAGAAAUCAGUACUUUUUGGUGCUGCAGAUUUCUCUACCUUCCCCUUACAGAAUGCUCCAGAUAUCUCUGCUGGUUGCUUGAUUUGAUUUCUUGUAGUUUUUCCUGACAUUUAACUUCUUUCAUCUGUAAAUGUUUUUGGUUUGAUUAUUCAGCUUUUCAGUAUAUCUAUGGGAUAUACCCAAUUAUGUCAUUAAUUCUUUAACUCUAUUACAAAUACAAAUUUUAAAAUGUUAAAAAUAUUAGAGUUGAAUAUUAAAUAAAGUUAAAAUGUCAUGGACCUUGAUAAAUACAAGUUUACCUAGAUGGCAUUGCUUGUGUAAUUUUGUGUAUCUAGCAACCUGUUUUGGUUGAUUUUACAGUAUGUGAACAUUUGAUUAAAUCCAACUAGUACUUUCCAGUUAUUUUUUACUUCCAUUUAGGAACCUAUACAUGUUAAUAGACCCUGAAUGUCACUGCUAAUUGGAACAUGUGUGGGAAAAACAAGGGUGUGCAUACUCAAUAAUCAAACAUUUUCAAUAAUUGAUAGUGUUUCACAAAAGAUAUUGAAAGUAAAGUGAAUGACAGUCAUGCAUUUUUGCAUUUUAAACAGAGGUAAUGUUUAGGUAAUGGAUUGUAAUUAUCUAAUCCAUGUAAAUAUUUUUGUUUCAAGCUUCUUGUACAAAAUCCAGGGAAGUAAACCCAUCUUUAAACUAUAUUGCUGUUGUAUACUAAUACUAAGCAAGGAUAUGUAGCUACAGUACAAGAUGCUCCUGCAUAGACUUCAGUAACACUAAUAUUAGAUUAAUUUCUGCAAUAUGGGUAAGAAUCAAAUCCUAAAACAACACAAGGAUUAUCAAUUUCUAUGCUGAAUACAUGGGGAGUAAAGCUUUGCAUGUAUUGCAUUACAGUAUAUUGCUAUAUCAUGCUUUUAUUACCUAAAAUGUUCAUAUAUCUAGAAAAAUUCUAAUAAAGGCAAAAAAUGACUUAACAUAUCCUUCAAUUGACCUUUCUUUGACAUUUUGACUUAGACCUUUUACCCAUACUUGUGCGUAUCCAAGUCUAGACAAUGCUUGGGAAAUGGCUGAUGUACAGUACAUUAUUAAACAAGCAUUGGACUCAAGUGCUCUGUGAUGAAGGGCUUUUGCAGUCUUUGGUGGCAGAAAAACUUCUAAUGGGGGGCUUGAUAUUUACUGUAUCCAUGGCAAUGAAUAGUAAGAUUUUUGUGUUGAUGUUAAUUUAACCAGAUUAAACCAGCAGUAUUUGAUGACUGUAGGAGCAGUGCAGAACUAUCACUAUGAUGUAAUUUUAGGGUCAAAUUUGCUUUGUAUUCUGUCAAUGUUGCCAUGAAACAGGAUGUGCACAAAAGCAUUUCAGCUAGCUCUAGAGUAGCAGCAACCUCUUUUUGCAGAUGAAGCUGAAUUAGAAGAAGAACAAAAACAGACUAUUAAACCACGGAAAUCUAAGAAUCUGGUCCUCUUUGAGUAUGUUUCUGGCACUCAAUGUACUCUGCACUCUGCUUUAAACAUACUGUACAAUAUGCUCAUUUCCCGUUUAUUGAAUCACAGAAAACUGAUAAAACAUUUGCUCCAUUUUUUAACUGGUACUUGCGGUAAAGCAAAAGUUGACAGUUGACAAUAGAUGCAAGUUUGUGAUGGACCAGGGUUUAUUGUUUAGGAUUAGUGAGGAUGGUAAAAAGCUUUUGGUGCCUCAAGCUGAAUGAGAGAAAGUGUUGUGCUUGGGACAUUCUGUUUCUUUAUAUUUCUCUAUAAAUCUCAUCUAUUCAGGGCAUUUAGGAAAAGUGAAAACAUAUCAUGUAUACUGUAGCUGCUGGAAUUUGUGGACAGGAAUGUACAAAGACAUAGUCAAGUGUUGUAAAUCAUGCAUCGCCUACACGUACACGUCCCUUUGUAAGGGUUAAUAUAAAGUACUGUACCACUCCCCACUGUUGAUAUUAUGUUUGCACAUUUAUGCAAUGGACAGUGUUAAAAUAAGAACAUUACAAAACCAGUAUCUAAUUUGACCUCCAUGACUAUGAACAAUAUCCUGGCAGUAUUGCAUAAACCAGAUCAUUUGCUGUGGAGUGUUCUGCCACUCUUCCUGGGAAGCUGCAUCUAGAAGGUUCUGCCAGUAACAGUUCACUUGUGUUGAUAGCAUUGCUGAAUUGGUCUCCAAAUGUUGCAUUGGACUGCGGUCAGGAGAGAAAGCUGUCCAUAGCAUUUUUCCGCACAGCUUUGUACUAUUCAAUUGCAUGAUGUUUUCAAAGAUGUUUGUCAAUGGACCAGCAGGGUCUCCUUUAAUUUAGAGAAUUAGUAAACAGCAGCAGAUGAAAAAGAAUGUGUAAAGGUUUCCCUGCUUAACAUUUUACCUUAGUACAAAUCUGGUGGGUAAAAACAAAGAUGUUUUCCAUCUUUGCCUAAAAUCCUUCAAGUUAUUUUUACAUUUUUAUUCAUUGAAAUUCAGCCAUUUCAGGUUUUGAAAGCAUCCAGCAGAGCUGGAGAUAAAGAAGAUCAAAAAGUGCUUUCAUACUGUACAUGGACAGCUUCCUUAUAAAAUGUAUAAAGACUUUCCUUUGCAUGAUUACCUGUAUGUUGAAAGGAUGUCUCUGUGUAAAAUCUUUUUCGGCACCAGUUUACGUACAUCACAAAGCUGUCUCAUGUCAGUUUACUUAAUACAGUUAGCCUUUGAACAUUAAAAAAUGUAAUGCUUUUUCUGAAUGUGAAAUUUCAUAGCAUUACUACAUGAUGCGCUUAUCCAACUGCUUAAAAGCACUUUCAUAGUAAGCCCAUUAUAGGACUGAAAGUUAGUCAAAUCAUGUACAGUAAUGCUCUACAAAAGCAUUUUCUUUACCUUUUU
Messenger RNA from Lepisosteus oculatus (spotted gar), 4582 nucleotides. RefSeq lists its product as uncharacterized. The record is from RefSeq and is a predicted model, not a curated record. NCBI's taxonomy places the organism in Eukaryota, Metazoa, Chordata, Actinopteri, Semionotiformes, Lepisosteidae.